Rhizopus microsporus ATCC 52813 is the source of this 826-nucleotide messenger RNA. RefSeq lists its product as uncharacterized. Bases 110 to 583 code for a protein of 157 amino acids. The transcript has a single exon. The record is from RefSeq and is a predicted model, not a curated record. Lineage: Eukaryota; Fungi; Mucoromycota; Mucoromycetes; Mucorales; Rhizopodaceae. Gene Ontology annotation, biological process: regulation of transcription by RNA polymerase II. Gene Ontology annotation, molecular function: DNA-binding transcription factor activity, RNA polymerase II-specific; RNA polymerase II cis-regulatory region sequence-specific DNA binding.
UCUCUAUUGUGUCUGGUAGUUUCGUAUAUUUAGCCCAGUCAUUCUGUUUCACGACAACUACAGUUGUGAUCAUCACCUGGUCGAAUUAAAGAAGCAAAAAGUGAACGCUAUGCUCAAGUACAAUGGUCAGUUCUGGAGUCACAUCAUCCUAAGUACACGUUAUGCAUCCCCAUUACACACACCUAUGACUUCACCAUCCCUAUCAUCCAAUGAUGAUAACGAUGAUGAUGACGAUGAGGCCGAAGAAGAGAUCAUCAUUGUAUCUGAAGAAGAACAAGAACAAAAAACUCAAAAAUCAGCAUCCAUAGAAAUAAAGAAGAAGAAGAAAAGAAGAGGCAACCUACCCAAGGAUGUGACAGCUAUCCUAAAGGAAUGGUUACAGGAACAUUCAGGACAUCCUUAUCCUACAGAAGAAGAAAAGAAGCUACUUGUGCAAAGGACCAAUCUUUCACUAAAUCAGAUCAGUAACUGGUUUAUCAAUGCUCGUAGACGAUUACUUCCUAUUCUAUUAGCAAAUCAUCAACAAGAACCUAAAAAAAGCGUCAAGAGAAAAUCAAGUAGAAACAUAGAAGGUAUAAAAUGACGUAUGCAAUUUUUUUUACUUGACUAACAAAAAAAUAUAUGCUAUUAUAGAAGGAGGCAAUAACAAGAAUAAGAGACUGCGUUCAAGAAAUUAAAGAUCUACUUCAUUUCUCUCUCUUUCUCUCUCUCUUCCCCUCCUCUUUUGGUGUGUUUCUCUCUAUGUAUAGUGAUUGUAUUUUAAAGUUGUAUUAUUUGAUAAAUUGUUGAAGGCUCAGUGCGAUGCAUAAUAGGGCAUAUAUUUAGA